UGAGCUCCGGAGAUGGUCUCUGAUGCUUGGCCUGCGUUAGGCACCUUUUGAGAGGUCGUCUACCUCAGGUCCUUCAACCAACUCAGUUUCAUUCCAUCUUCCUGCGUACUUAGGCACCUUGGGAGGUCUUACCAACUUACACGAGCUUUCAUUAGCAAAGUCCAUUGUCUCAUAUACCUAGUAGCUAACAUUAAUCAAGGCACAUUACCUAAACCUCGCCUCCUGACAAGACACUACUCACAUCCCAUCCCAACUCACAAUGCCUCCCAACAACAACGCGAUACCUCCCAGAAAGGAGGUCACAGGCCAGCCGGCCCUGCCUUUGGCCCGCGUGAAGAAGAUCAUUGGCACAGAUCCAGACAUUGGGAUCUGCUCAAACAACGCGGCUUUUGUAAUCACUCUGGCAACGGAAAUGUUCAUCCAGUACCUUGCCGCCGAGGGCCAUAACAUGGCAAAGGCAGAGCGCAAACCCCGUCGUAACGUUCAAUACAAAGACUUGUCAACCGCAGUCAACCACCACGACAACCUCGAGUUCCUCGAGGACGUCAUCCCCAAGACAGUCCCCUACAAACAAAUCAAGGACUCGGCCGCCGCCGCACGCCUCAACCCCAGGAAAGCCGACCAGGAGCCCAAGAAGCGGCAGUCGACCCUCAAAACCAAGGGCGCCGGCGCUUCCAGCGGCAACAGCAACAGCAACGGUAUCAAUGGCUCAGCCGCCACCGCCGCUUUGGAUCCAGUGACGGCUGUCAUUCACUCGGACGAUCCCAGCGCCCAGCUCGUCGCCGAGGCUCGUCGCGCGGCUGGUGACGAGGACGUUGACAUGACUGGAUAGGGAAAGUUCUAGUCCGUUCUUCUUCUCCGACACUUCCUUAUAGGGGCAGCCUGCUCCUCUUUUCUAAAGCUGAGUGCACAUCUGGAUGCUUGGCAGAUUGUUAUUUGCGGUUGUUUGUGCGGGAUAGGGGCAUC
Colletotrichum acutatum is the source of this 966-nucleotide messenger RNA. Its product is annotated as histone-like transcription factor and archaeal histone. The record is from RefSeq and is a predicted model, not a curated record. The transcript is spliced from 4 exons. NCBI's taxonomy places the organism in Eukaryota, Fungi, Ascomycota, Sordariomycetes, Glomerellales, Glomerellaceae. Bases 260 to 832 code for a protein of 190 amino acids. Gene Ontology annotation, biological process: DNA-templated DNA replication. Gene Ontology annotation, cellular component: CHRAC; nucleus. Gene Ontology annotation, molecular function: protein heterodimerization activity.